AUGGUGGACAGUGAGACCCCUCUUCCCAAAGAAAAACAUGUCGAGGAAGUGGUCGACUCUCCUGUCUCGUAUGCCGAGAUGAAGAUAAUUCAGUCUAGGAAACAACGCCUGAGCCCAUAUUUCACAAUUGCAGCGGCCGCAUUUGGGCUCAUUAGUGACGGGUAUCAGAACAAUCUUAUGACCAUGGCCAAUGUUGUUUUCAAAAAACUAUACCCCAAAGAUUAUACUGCUGAUGUUUCUACUCGUGUUUCUAAUUCCCUCCUCGUCGGCGCUAUAAUCGGCCAAGUGCUAGUGGGCAUCAUUUGUGACAGGAUUGGAAGAAAGGCCGCGCUCGUAAUUACCACUGCCUUGAUUGUAUUAGGUGCAACUCUUGCAACUGCCGCACAUGGAACACACGGAAGCGCUGUUGGAUUAUUUUGGUUCUUGACAUUUGCUAGAGGUUUAACAGGGAUUAGUCAGGGCGUGGGAGGAGAAUACCCCGCAUCAUCAACGAGUGCUUCAGAGGCAGCUAACGAGAAGAUGAUCAAACAGCGAGGACCUGUGUUUAUCAUGGUAACUAAUUUUGUCCUGAGCUUCGGAGGGCCACUUGCAGUCUCCGUGUUCCUAAUAGUCUUAUCGUCUGCUGGAGAAAACCACUUGCAAACUGUAUGGAGGGUCUGUUUUGGCGUUGGUAUUGCACUGCCUUUGACAGUUUUUUACUUCCGUAUCCGAAUGUUAAGUUCCAUGCUUUUCAAGAAGGGAGCCAUUAAAAGGCGGGUACCAUAUUGGCUUAUUCUUAAGCGUUACUGGAAAUCCCUUAUGGGAACUUGUGGCGCAUGGUUUUUAUACGAUUUCAUUACUUUCCCAAAUGGCGUGUUUUCUGGGACAAUCAUUUCAAGCAUCAUUCAUGACGGUGAUAUCAAACGAACAGCGGAAUGGCAAUUACUGCUAGGCGCGAUUGCUUUGCCUGGCGUUUUUGUUGGCGCGCUUCUGUGCAAUUCUCUUGGGCGCCGAAACACGAUGAUGUUGGGUUUUAGUGGCUAUUUGAUCUUUGGUCUCAUAAUCGGAGUCAGUUACGAUAAAAUCAUCAAAAUAAUCCCUCUUUUUGUCAUAUUCUAUGGCCUUAUGCAAUCAUUUGGAAAUUUAGGUCCAGGAGAUAUGUUAGGCCUCGUUAGUGCAGAAUCUUACCCUACUCCAAUCAGACAGGAGCAGCAAUCGGAACUCAAGCUUUUACCCCAAUUCAAGUGCACCUUGGAAAAAACUAUAUGCGGGACCACUGGAAUCCUUGUGACGUACUUCUUUGUCCCAGACAUGACCGGUGUCGAUCUUGCAGAUGAAGAUGCAAAAUUCAUGGAAUACCUGGCAGAGAAUGGGUGGACUGGAUUGGUUGGAGAGGAAGAGGAUUCGAAUUCAAGCUUAAGCGACAAAAAGUGA
This is a messenger RNA of Psilocybe cubensis, 1413 nucleotides long. RefSeq lists its product as uncharacterized. The record is from RefSeq and is a predicted model, not a curated record. Gene Ontology annotation, molecular function: carboxylic acid transmembrane transporter activity. The transcript is spliced from 17 exons. NCBI's taxonomy places the organism in Eukaryota, Fungi, Basidiomycota, Agaricomycetes, Agaricales, Agrocybaceae. Gene Ontology annotation, cellular component: plasma membrane. Gene Ontology annotation, biological process: carboxylic acid transport; transmembrane transport. The coding region runs from base 1 to 1413 and encodes 470 amino acids.